UGGUUUCGGUGAACUUCAGAGCCGCGGGUCUGUUGGGGGCGAUGGAUAACUCCUACUACUUCUUGGCCAUGUCGAUGCUGGUGCUUUCGCUGGGCUUCAGGAUAGAGGAGGGCAUGUGCCAGCAUUAUUACCUCCUCCGUCCCAUCCCCAGCGACUCCCUGCCCAUAGUGGAGCUAAAAGAGGACCCGGACCCGGUCCUGGACCCCAGGGAGAGAGACUUGAACGAGACGGAGCUGAGGAGCGCUCUCGGGAGUCACUUCGACCAGCACUUCAUGUCCAUCAGCCCGCCGGAGGAGAAACACGCCGAGGACGCCGCGGGCGACGCGGAGGCGGCGCGGCACAAGCCCUCCGGAUCCAUGCCCAAAGAGAUUAAAGCCAUGGAGUUCGAGAUCCAGCACGGCAAAAAGCAGAAGCCCAGCAAAAAACUGCGAAGAAGGCUGCAACUGUGGCUCUGGUCUUACGCCUUCUGUCCGGUUGUUUACGCAUGGAACGACCUCGGCAGCAGAUUCUGGCCGCGCUACGUGAAGGUGGGGAGCUGCUACAAUAAGCGGUCUUGUUCAGUCCCUGAAGGGAUGGUUUGCAAACCUGCCAAAUCGGCCCAUUUUACGAUCUUACGAUGGCGGUGCCUGCAGAAAAAGGGGGGUCUGAAGUGCGCCUGGAUACCUGUGCAGUACCCUGUCAUAUCGGAGUGCAAAUGCUCGUGCCCGAACUGAACUUGAGCCGAGACGAACUUGAACAAACAAACAAACAAACAAACAAACAAACAAACAAACAAUCAUUGUUGACGAAUUGAAACUCAUAGCGUCGUGAUUAUUUUUCUAUGCACUGUCAAGUGUGAGAAUGUAUAUUUGAUGUACAUGUCGUGGCGUUUUAUUCGAUAGCGGAACUUUGUAUAAAAAGGUCAGUAUUAUUAUUAUUAAUAUAAUCGAGUCUACUGUAUUUGUUAAAGUGUAUCGCGGUUGUGUGUGAGGCGUCUGAGAUAUUUAUAACUGAAGAGCACUUCGCUUCGCGGAGCAGAUACCAUAUGCUGAUUACUGAAGGACUUUAAGCUGCUUCUCCAUUCGUUCAGGUGGGGAGCUGGGAAACGAUGAAGAGCUUUUCACUCCGGACACUGAACACCCACAAUCUGGACACUGCAACACCCACUCUGACACACACACACACACACACACACACACACACACACACACACACACACACACACACACACACACACACAAAUGGCGGAUAAAAGGACAGGUAACGGGACAUGGGUUGCCACAAAAGAGCAGCACAUUCACAGACAGAGAUACUGAAAUAAAUCUCAGGUACGCCCCCCUCCCCUCACCCCCUCCCCACACCCACCCCACGUUGUACAUCAACCAUUUGUUUUGGAGUCGAACUCUUCAUUUCCAUUUCUCACCUGCAAAUGCUGUGCAUAACA
Molecule: messenger RNA, 1423 nt
Organism: Lampris incognitus (smalleye Pacific opah)
Lineage: Eukaryota; Metazoa; Chordata; Actinopteri; Lampriformes; Lampridae
Gene: nog3
Product: noggin 3
Exons: 1
Coding region: 42-713 (223 amino acids)
Biological process (GO): negative regulation of cell differentiation; dorsal/ventral pattern formation; osteoblast differentiation
Source: RefSeq, a predicted model, not a curated record